Messenger RNA from Astyanax mexicanus (Mexican tetra), 3581 nucleotides. RefSeq lists its product as uncharacterized. Bases 1 to 2886 code for a protein of 961 amino acids. Lineage: Eukaryota; Metazoa; Chordata; Actinopteri; Characiformes; Acestrorhamphidae. The transcript has 10 exons. The record is from RefSeq and is a predicted model, not a curated record.
AUGAGCUCAGGCCCGACGUGUGCCGUUGCCGGGUGCCACAACAACCUCGAAAAAAUUGAAGUUGUUGUUGGAGAGGAUCUAGCGUGGCUUUCAGCUUUAAAACUGAAAUAUCCUCCAAAGAAGAUAUACGUUUGCUCGUUUCACUUUGUUGAAGAAAAGCCUACAGAGCUGCAUCCUGAUCCGGAGCUGUGUUUGGGUUACGAUAGACCACCCCAAAAGAAAAGUCGAAAGCUAGUUCUGGUGAGCCAAACGGCACGUCCUCCAACCAACAACCUCAAUAAAGAUGCAGACGGUGAACCUCACUGUGUGGCCUUCCCCCAGAAACCCUCUGACACAAAUCCCUCGGGAGUUGCAAGCAUUCGGUGUACAUCUGCCUUACAGUGCCACUCUGUUCACACACAGUGGGAAGACCGCACCCUACUUGAUCAUGAGUACACAAAAACAGCACCGCACCGCCAUACAUCACCGCAGCUCCAGGCCAGCAGUUCCAGGACGGAAGUAGAGGCUGUAAACACGGCGGAAUUGGACAAAAAGAGCCAUAUAACGAUACAGAAAGGACAGUCACUGCCACCUUUGGUUCAGUGUUCAAACUGUUGCAGCAGUUACCACUGCCCUUUUUGUUCGGCUGGCUCAUUUAAGCCUACCAGACUGGACAAGUUAAAUGCACACAUAAAAAAUCAUUUUAGGAGGGCCAUUCUCCAUGAAGGGUUCACCAUUCACAGAUGUAGUUUGGACUGCAGACCAUCACUUCAUUAUCACUGCCUUUACUGCCCAACUACUGUACUACGUAGAAAUGACUUUGAAAAUCAUUUACUCGUUUGCAAAGCAAGACAGCUUCAUGUUUUCGCAACAGAACCACCAGCCACCAGUGCCAGUUUUACUGCUUCAUCAGUGACCACUGCAGUAGUCAGUGCUCUUCCAGUGAUUGGCAGUCCUCCGGUGACCAGUGUGAGAAUUGGUGUUCCUCCAGUGACAGGUGUGAGAGACAAUGCUCAUCCAAUGACCAAUGUGAGAGUUGGCGUUUCUCCAGUGGCAGGUGUGACAGACAGUGCUCCUCCUCCAGUAACCAAUGUGAGUCUCUAUGCAUCUCCAGUGACCAGUGUGAUAGAAGGUGUUCCUUCAGUCAGUUCUCUUUUAGCAUCCAGUUCAGGAUCUGGUGCUUCCACUCUGUCCGUCCCAACAUCCACCAUGCCAUCAGUCUUGAAAACACAGGAACCCACCACUGUUUACACAGGUAGGGUUCGUGUGCGAGCAGUGAUUAGACGGAAAUGCCCUCUUUGUAAUAAGCUAAUGAACAAAUGCAACCUGAAGAAACACAUUGAGCGCAAACACACAGCGCAAACAAAGGACAUUAAUGCAAGAACUCAUCUAACCAGCCAGUGCAUUGAUAAGACAAAUGGCAUUUUUGCAGUCUUGAAAACAUUUAAAGGCCACAGUGAACCACUUCAUGUACAGUGCAAAACAUUUGGAGAAGACCAUAGUGUGUUAUGUGAGUCCAGUAAAUGCCAGGUUAAAAUGGAACGUGCUCAGAGGAGUGGCUUUACCUCUCACCUUUGCAGACACAUCAAGUCAGUCAGUUAUUGUACUUCCUCUGCAACAGCAGUGUCCCUGGAAGAAGAUGUAUUAACAGAGAUGGUUAGAGCAAAAUGGUUUGGUGAAGAAAAGAAGAAGAUUUGCCUUACUCAACAGCUCCUUGCCAACACCAACAAGGUUCCAUUAUCUGUCCACACCAACAUUUUCCUCCCGGAGAGCAAAAAAUGCGUUUCUGUUUAUGAACCUACUUUAUCAUCUUACAACAGUUUGGGACGUGUCAUGGUUGUCUAUAAUUCGAAGUUCAACACCUGGCACUGCCCAUGCUCAAAGAGGAGAAGUUCUUGUAUACAUAAGUAUGUUGCAAAAUGGCACUUGUUCCAGACCCGCCGUGAGUUAUUCCGGGAAGUCUGUAGUACUGAGAAAGUGCUUGACUUGGACACGGAUGAGGAGCAGUGUAAAGAAAGCACAGAUAAUUGGGACAUGAAGGAUGACAAUUCUAUCUAUCCAGCAGAAGGUGAAGGACAAGAAAAUAUGGUUACGCAUAUUCUCCAGAACAAAAAAAUACCUCCUGUCCUGCCAGAAGGCCUAUGUGUUCCAUCACCAGAGAAACACUUUCCAAAAGCCCUUUGUCCUGAUGAAACACUGUCUCAGAGAUGCAGUGAUGCCUCCCUUAUUGAUCCUAUACUGAUCACAACAAAUGCCAAAAUACUCACCAACAGGGACAUUAUUGAAGAUGUUGCUACGCAUCAAGAAUGGAAAGACAAACUACACAACUCCAAUGAGCACAUUCCUCUUGAUUUACCUGUAUGCAGAACUUUAAGAACCCUUCUCCAGAGCCAUAUAACGAUACAGAAAGGACAGGCACUGCCACCUUUGAUUAAGUGCUCCAACUGUUGCAGCAGUUACCACUGCCCUUUUUGUUCAGCUACCUCAUUUAAGCCCACCAGACUGUACAAAUUAAAUGCACACAUAAAAAAUCAUUUUAAGAAGGCAGUUCUCCAUGAAGUGUUCACCAUUCACAGAUGUAGUUUGGACUGCAGACCAUCACUUCAUUAUCACUGCCUUUACUGUCCAACUACAGUACUACGUAGAAAUGACUUUGAAAAUCAUUUACUCGUUUGCAAAGCAAGACAGCUUCAUGUUUUAGCAACAGAACCACCAGCGACCAGUGCCAGUUUUACUGCUCCAUCAGUGACCACUGCAGUAGUUAGUGCUCUUCCAGUGAUGGGUGUGAGAAUUGGCAGUCCUCCAGUGACCAGUGUGAGAGUUGGUGUUCCUCCAGUGACUGGUGUAAGAAACAGUGCUACUCCAGUGACCAAUGUCCACCAAAUCCACCAAAAGGUGAAGGACUAGAAAAUAUGGUUAUGUAUAUUCUCCAGAACAAAAAAAUACAUCCUGUCCUUCCAGAAGACCUGUGUUCCAUCACCAGAGAAGCACUAUCCAAAAGCCAUUUUUCCUAAUGAAACACUGUCAACAUGAUCUUAUACUGAUUGCAAAGAAGGCCAAAAUAUUCACCAACUGGUACAACAUUGAAGUUCUCCAAUAGUGACUAUGGACUUGCAUUAAAAAGUGUGUUUUUCACUUGCCAGGUAAUUUAUUUUCAUGUAUUGAAACAGCAGUAAUUUUUGGUAAGCUUUUAUAAUGCUACUCUUGUCAUUGACGUUUAAUAUUGUUUUUCAGCAAGUGACAUUCAAGAGCCUCCAGAGGGUUUUGGAGGAGAGAUUAAUCUGGAAAUGUUUUGGGAGGCAGUUUCUUAAGAGAUGAAUGGUCAUGGAUUUGUUUCAAAAACACGUUUUUUGGUUCUUUUGUAGUGAAGGGAUAUAAAUAUUUUAAAAAAACUGUUUUUUUAUUUUUUGUUUGUUUAUUUAUUGCUUGCUCUAAUUUCAGGUGCUAGAGUUGUUUUUGUUUGUUUUGUGAUUACAUGCUAAACAAAUACCAUGCCUCUGGUAGGCAUGAUGUAGUUUUGUGUCUCAUGGUCUGUUUUUUGUAGUCAAAUUCUUGAUUUAUAAUGUGGUAUUUUUAAAUAAAUAAAUGUAAAUUUGUAUUAA